Molecule: messenger RNA, 1563 nt
Organism: Antechinus flavipes (yellow-footed antechinus)
Lineage: Eukaryota; Metazoa; Chordata; Mammalia; Dasyuromorphia; Dasyuridae
Product: glyceraldehyde-3-phosphate dehydrogenase-like
Exons: 3
Coding region: 377-1378 (333 amino acids)
Biological process (GO): glucose metabolic process
Molecular function (GO): NADP binding; NAD binding; oxidoreductase activity, acting on the aldehyde or oxo group of donors, NAD or NADP as acceptor
Source: RefSeq, a predicted model, not a curated record
AGAAAGCAUCAAAUCAACAUGUAAUGUCAUCAGCGGGGCAGCUACAUGGUACAGUGGACAGAGUGCUGGACCUGGAGUCAGGAACAUUCAUUUUUAUGAUGAUGAUGAUGAAGGAGGAAGAGGAUGACAAAGAGGAGAAGGAGAGGAGGAGAGAGAAAGAGGGAAAAAGAGAAAGAGAAAGAAAGAGAAGAAAAAGAAGAAAGAAAGAAAAGAAGAAAAAAAUUAGUAGUCCUGAAUGUGGAGUCAUAGGAUAUGAUUCAAAACCAGAUUUUGCCUUUUGUGUGACAUUGGUUUAUUUACUUAAUAUCUAUUGCUUUCAGGGAUUUCAUUCCUGACCAAAAGAGCUCUCUGCCAAUAGAAGUGUUCCCAAAGCAGGAUGGUUAGGAUUGGAAUUAACGGAUUUGGCCGGAUUGGGCGAAUGGUAACUAGGGUGGCAUUUCAAACAGGCAAAGUAGAUGUCGUGGCCAUUAAUGAUCCUUUUGUUGAUAUAAACUACAUGGUUUACCUGUUCAAGUAUGAUUCUACUCAUGGAAAAUUUCAAGGCUCUGUCAGAGCUGACUAUGACAGGCUGGUGAUAAAUGGACGAGCUAUUACUGUCUCCCAGGAAAAGGAUCCUGCCAAUAUCAAAUGGGGAAAUGCUGGCGCUGAAUAUGUCAUCGAAUCUUCUGGUGUCUUUACCACCUUGGAGCAGGCUGGGGCUCACUUAAGGGGGGGCUGCAGACGGGUCAUCAUCUCUGCUCCAUCAGUGGAUGCUCCCAUGUUCGUGAUGGGCGUAAACCAUGAGACCUACAACACUUCCAACACGGUAGUUAGUAACGCCUCGUGUACGACCAACUGUCUGGCCCCGCUAGCCAAGAUCAUCCAUGAAAACUUCGGCAUUAUCGAGGGACUGAUGACUACAAUUCACGCCACUACGGCUACCCAGAAGACCGUAGACGGCGCGAGCGGGAAACAAUGGCGGGAUGGCCGCGGCGCUGGCCAGAACAUCAUUCCUUCCUCCACGGGGGCCGCGACAGCUGUGGGGAAAGUCUUCCCCGCGCUGGCCGGCAAACUCACGGGCAUGGCCUUCCGAGUGCCCGUCGCCAACGUGUCCGUCGUGGAUCUGACCUGCCGCCUGGAGAGACCCGCCAAAUAUGAUGACAUCAAGAGAAUCGUGAGACAAGCGUCUGAGGGAAACAUGAGAAAUAUUGUAGGCUACACCGAGGACCAAGUUGUAUCCAGUGAUUUCAAUGGUGACUUCAACUCUAGUACUUUUGAUGCUGAAGCUGGAAUUGCGCUAAAUGACUAUUUUGUCAAACUCAUUGCCUGGUAUGACAACGAAAUCGGUUAUAGUAACCGCUUGUUGGAUCUCUGUGUCUACAUGUCCUCCAGGGAGUAAUCAAGGAAGUUGUGGAAAUUCAAGAUAAAACAGAAGUGUUUUGCAGCUUAGGUGUUGCUAUGCUAAAUUUACUUCCCUACACCUAUGGUUCUCACUCCAAGGUAGUCCCCCUGCUUAGUAGCGGGGGAAAGCAUUGAGUCCUGUGUUCUUUGCCAUCAAUAAAGUCAGCACUGUACCCAAUGAAA